Dovyalis caffra is the source of this 411-nucleotide messenger RNA. The record is from the annotation of a GenBank genome assembly. NCBI's taxonomy places the organism in Eukaryota, Viridiplantae, Streptophyta, Magnoliopsida, Malpighiales, Salicaceae.
AUGGCUGGUGCAAGACUAAUUACUGCCAAUGCUAUGGUUCUUCUUUUGCUUGAAAGUGCAGUUUUACUCGGAGCCACUGGUGAUAAAGUGAUGAGUGCCAAAGCUUGUCCUCUUUAUUGCUUGGAUGUGGAUUACAUGACUUGCAAGUCUUCAGGUGAUACGAAGCUUAAUUCGGUUUGCAACUGCUGCUUAGCUCCAAAGAACUGCACCCUUCACCUUGCAGAUGGAAGUGAAACAGAAGUACUCUUCCCAUCAGAUCAGAAUCUUUUGCCUUUGGCAACUCUUCUUGUUCCAAGUAUUGCAUUGGCUCUGCAAAGGAAAUCAGAUGGACAUAGAACAGAGGCUGAAAAAACAAGGGUAAUGCCAGCCAAUUUAGCACAGUCAGGAUUGACUCUUGAAUUUGCAAUAUGA